AUGGCUGCUAACGGUGGCUGCAAGGGUGAAUCUAUUUUUCCAAAGCAUGUCAUCGUACUCAUAGCCGUAAUUAUGAGCUUUGGAGUCAUCUCUUGUUGUCUCGGCCAUGUCAGAGACGAUCAUGAUGAUCGUCUCGGGACGGAGAGGAGAAGCUGCAUCGAGAGUGAGAGGAGAGCUCUCCUUGCCAUUAGAGCUGAUAUGUACGACUCCAACGAAAGGUUAUCUUCUUGGAUCGGUGAAGAUUGUUGUCGUUGGAGAGGAGUGGCCUGCGACAACACCACCAACCAUGUCAUCAAGCUCGACCUCCGCUAUCCUCUCACAGACGAUUGGGAUGACGAGGAUGACAUUUGCUUCAUGCUGGAAGGGAUGGGUGCGAGCAAGGUAAAUCCUGCUUUGCAUGAUCUGAAGUAUCUGAAACAUCUGGAUUUGAGCAUGAAUAACUUUUUCGGCGCAAACGUGCCCCACAUGAUUGCUUCAUUUAUGCACUUGGAAUAUCUUAACCUAUCCAAUGCUAUGUUUGAUGGACUAAUACCUCCUCAACUGGGGAACCUCUCCAACCUACACUACCUCGAUAUCAAAGGAUGUAGACUUAGUGAUCUACGAGCUGAUGACCUUGAUUGGCUUUCCCGAAUUUCUUCUCUAAUAUAUGUUGAUAUGAGUUUUGUCAACCUCUCUAAAGCAACUAAUUGGCUUCAUCAAGUUAAUUCAAUCCGUAGUCUUAAAGUAUUGCACUUGAAGUGGGCAAACCUCCCAUUUGUUCCAUCUCCUUCGUUCCCUUUUAAUCUGACUUCAAUUGUCAAGUUGGAUAUCUCUGGAUAUUUGAACUUGAAUACAACAAUUCUAAGAUGGCUCUCUCAUGCUAGCAGCCUUGUAUAUCUCGAUCUUGCUAGCUGCAAAGGUGUCGAUAUUGAGUCUCUACAAAUCACUCUGGGAAAUCUGAGUAAUUUGAAAGAAUUUAAUUUGCAAUACAAUGGUAUCAAAGGAGAAAUUCUUGGAAUAGUAAUGAAUGUGAGCAAGAGCUUAAAGCAUUUGGAUUUGAGUGGAAAUUCAUUAAGUGGAGAUAUUACACAAAUCUUAUGGAGUCUUGGCCCCGUGGAGUAUCUUGCAUUAGAUGGUAACGAGCUCAAUGGAGAUAUUUCAGAAAUGGUGAAAAAUUUCACAAGCAGCUUGCGAUAUUUAAGUUUGAGAUCCAAUCAUAUUGCUGGAGAAAUUCCACAAAUCAUAGAUAAUCUCACCAAUUUAAAAUACUUGGAUCUCUCUUACAACAGUAUAACUGGAGGUAUACCGAUGACUUUUGGUAAUAUCAUCAACUUAGAGAGUUUGAGAUUGUCGGGAAAUAAAAUUUCAGGACAAAUACCAGAAAGUAUUGGGAAUCUUCAAAAUAUUCUAUCUCUAGAUUUAUCUGAAAAUUUUAUUACUGGGCAGAUGCCGGAGACCUUCGACAGACUCUACAACUUGAAAUAUUUGAAUGUAUCAUAUAACAAUUUGAGUGGAAUUGUCCCUUCAAGUAUGGGUCAAUUAUCUGCAUUAAGUGAAUUGGACCUCUCCUCAAAUUCACUGAAAGGCAACAUCACUGAAGCACACUUUUCCAAACUCACCAAUUUAACCUUAUUGGACAUUUCUUACAACUCCUUGAAUGUGAUCUUACCUGAUGAUUGGCUUCCACCUUUUAAUGCCUACAGUAUUUUCAUGGGCUCAUGUCAUAUGGAAACCAAAUUUCCUGCUUGGAUUCAUACACAAACACGUUUGGAACAACUUUCUUUAUCUGGAGCUGGACUCUCAGGCAACCUUCCGACUUGGUUUUCAGAUUUCUCAAAAGGUUUAUCGAAUCUUAACUUGAGUUCCAAUAACUUAAAUGGCCCACUACCCUCUGCUGCUGCGAAUGAAGUGAUCGAUCUCUCUAAUAACUCAUUUGUCGGACCCAUUCCAUUGAGUUUUGCAAAUACCUCGAAUCUUGCAAUUUUAUCUUUAUCUCAUAAUAAUAUCAACGGCAGUUUUCCUUCCUUUUUCUGUAAUUUUAAUUAUCUCCAAGUCCUCGACCUAUCGAACAAUAAUUUAUCUGGGGAAGUCCCAACUUGCCAUAAAUCCUUUCCAACUUCUCUACAGUCCCUGCAUUUGAACCACAACAACCUAUCUGGAAGAUUUCCUUCGUUCCUGAAACAUUGUGAACAAUUAGUUACUCUUGGUCUCGGUGAAAAUAAUUUGUAUGAUGAAAUACCAACAUGGGUGGGAGAAAACCUUUUAUCCUUGAGAGUUCUUUGUUUGAAGUCAAACCUAUUUUAUGGUCCCAUUCCAGUGCAUAUAGCAAAUCUUACUUCUCUUCAGGUUUUGGAUCUUUCUUCCAACAAUCUUUCUGGUAGCAUACCUUCAUCUCUAGGAAAUUGUAGGGCUAUGGUUGAGAUACAACAUGAUACUACGUCAUUGCUUCAUCUUGACGCUGGUAGUUACUAUGUUGAGAGCAUAGUAAUAACGGUAAAAGGAUUUGACAUCCAAUACACCACGAUUCUCUCACUUGUAACAAGCAUAGACCUAUCAAAUAAUAAUCUUUCCGGAGAGAUCCCAAGAGAGCUAACAAACCUCCAUGGAUUGCUUUUCUUGAACUUAUCUAAGAAUCAUUUGAGAGGAACCAUUCCAGAAAAGAUUGGUUCCAUGGAACAACUGGAAUCACUGGAUUUGUCAAUGAACAAUCUCACCGGAGAUAUUCCUUCCAGCUUAUCAUCUCUCACCUUCCUAAGCCACUUGAAUCUCUCUCACAAUAACUUGUCAGGAAGAAUCCCAACAGCCGGUGGUCAAAUGUCGACCUUUCUUGGCGACCUGUCGAUCUAUGAUGGUAAUGAAUACCUUUGUGGUACGCCGCUGCCAGAGUGCCCCGGUGAUGAAGCUUAUCAAAGUCCACCUCAUGAACAGGAAGAGAAAAACGGUGACAGGCUUGAAACAGUGUGGGAAAUUAUCGGCAUCGUCAUGGGUUUUGUGGUUGGUUUUUGGAGUUUUAUAGGCACAAUGACCAUGAAACAGCGCAUAAGGACUGCUUUCUUCCGAUUAAUCGACGAGGCUUGCAAUUGGUGCUACGUGCAGUUGGCUGUCGGAUGUGCAACGUUAAAGUCCAAACAGCAAAGAGUGACUUGA
This is a messenger RNA of Musa acuminata AAA Group (dessert banana), 3126 nucleotides long. Its product is annotated as receptor-like protein EIX2. Gene Ontology annotation, molecular function: protein binding. The record is from RefSeq and is a predicted model, not a curated record. The transcript has a single exon. NCBI's taxonomy places the organism in Eukaryota, Viridiplantae, Streptophyta, Magnoliopsida, Zingiberales, Musaceae. The coding region runs from base 1 to 3126 and encodes 1041 amino acids.